Messenger RNA from Ilyonectria robusta, 690 nucleotides. RefSeq lists its product as uncharacterized. The record is from RefSeq and is a predicted model, not a curated record. The coding region runs from base 1 to 690 and encodes 229 amino acids. Lineage: Eukaryota; Fungi; Ascomycota; Sordariomycetes; Hypocreales; Nectriaceae. The transcript has 2 exons.
AUGAUGCUGCACGGAGCGCAAUCUCCCUCCGCCGUGUCGCCGGCCCUUCCCGCUGUGGCAGCUGAUGCCGCACCUGAGGCCGGCGACCAGCAGACAAGGCUACAGCGCCGCAAGAGAAAGGCCGGUACACAGACGAACGAGCGUCUCUCCAAGCGUCUGAGUCUGCUGAAUCUUGAGCAAGGCGGCAGCAAGCUGUACGUCCCCGUCGAGACACCCGCAUCCUCAUCAAACAACAACUCUGCACCUGCACCGCGCGCUGCGGUCAUGCCUGAUGAUACUAUGCAGCUGGACGACUCUAAGCACAAGGUCUACAUCUACAACAUCGACGAUGAGCUCUCCUCCGACAGCGAGUCCGACGACGGCAAGCUCGUAUUCCUCCCCGACAUUGAGAAGCAUCUCCGUGCAACCCGCAUCCCCCCCUCCAUCCUGGCCAAGCCCGACGCCGAGGUUGAAGGCAUGGAGGUUGUGCUCUACAGUGACCCCAAGUCACUGACGGUGCCCGAGGGAAAGGACAGCGUCCGCAAGGCCAUUAUCGAGUCACGCCGCCGCACGAGGGAACAGCAGCGGCUGGAAAGGGAGAGUAAGAGUAUCGAUGUGGCCACGACUGCUCCUUCAAUCGACAACGCGAGCAUGCCAUCCAACAUGACAUCUGGGGGCUAUGAUGACUCAGAUGCAAUGGACAUGGACUAA